AUGUCAACAAGGCUGGCUAAUGGACCUGUAGACACAGCUCCACUAGCUCCAACUGCCAGCAUUAAACAUACAACAGCUGCGAAGGAAUUGCAUCCAGAAAAUGCCAGACCCAUGAUAAAUAAUCCAUGUACUAUUAUAUAUAUGGAUGUUUCGCUGGAGUAUCAUAAACCAAAAACCACCAACACAAAAACCAGAUUGUUCCAAUUACUCCAGUGGCAUAAAAUACUGAGGGCCAGUCAAACCACUCUAUUAGGUAGCCACACAUUGGGAAACUUUUAUAUAAUCAAGACAAAUGUAAAGUGUGUUGGUCCGUGUGAGGGUCUGGCUUUAUCUGCUCUGCGGACACGACUGCAUCGCCUUGCAUUCGCCGUGGGCGUGGACGGGUGUCCGCCCCCGCGCGCCCUUUGCCCUCUCGCGAGGGCGGCACAUUGUCCGCGUCUCCGCGCGAACGCCUUCUGUUUGCGCCUGUCCGAACCCCGUGUCACGCGCGUCGUCCCCAUCUUCAGUGCUGUCAGGCGGCUGUGGCAUCACUGGAAACACAAUUGUCGAUAUCUUAGAAUGCUACCAGGUUCUGACCACCCGCACACGCUGCGGAAUGUGGUUACCCAAGAGAACUAA
Gryllus bimaculatus (two-spotted cricket) is the source of this 618-nucleotide messenger RNA. Lineage: Eukaryota; Metazoa; Arthropoda; Insecta; Orthoptera; Gryllidae. The record is from the annotation of a GenBank genome assembly.